Molecule: messenger RNA, 882 nt
Organism: Ramularia collo-cygni
Lineage: Eukaryota; Fungi; Ascomycota; Dothideomycetes; Mycosphaerellales; Mycosphaerellaceae
Exons: 1
Coding region: 1-882 (293 amino acids)
Source: RefSeq, a predicted model, not a curated record
AUGAACAAAUCGCUUGCAAGCAAUAGCAGUGCUGGGCUUGGCAUGCAAGUAGCGGCUUGCCUAUCGCUAUCACUGCUUGAACAGUCGAUUAGAAAUCUUGACGAGGCAGUUGAGUGGGCGGACAAGGGCGCCCAGUAUGCUGCUCAAAUUCAACAGCCAGGAGACAUGCCACGCCAGCUCAUCAUGGCAGAGAAGCGACGAGRGGAUGCGAAAGAGUUGCAGAGCCUGGCGCAGAGUGCCAAAACUCUCAGGGAGCAGCUCAAGAGCACAGCGGGAAGCCAGGCAGUGCAGGACCCGAAUCCUGGAUCAAAGCCUAUCGGAACUGUUUGCCAGGAUGUUCACGACGACAACGCCUCGAGCGACGACACCAGCCAACCAUUCACACCCCCAUCUUCCGGGGCGAAGCCUAUCGGACUUGUGCGGCAGGAUACCCACAACGAUGGCGCAGCGGCAAGCCAGACACCACCGGCCCCAUGGUUUGGGAUGGAUUCCAUCAACCCUUUUCGACCGCACGAUUCACCCAAUCGCAGCAAGGCGACAACUGAGCUAUCUCCAAACCCAUAUAACUCGCCCAUAUCCACCCGCAUCGUCGGCUUCACCGCAGGAGAACAUGUCAUGCAGGCCCUGAACGAUGUCAGGUCUGAAAUUGAAAAGGCUCUGUCCUCUGCCAUUGAUCAUUUGGAGAAGGAAUUCGUCCUACUGCGGCAACAGCCGUCUGCGAAUCAUGUUCCGUCAGACGAGGGCCGCGGACUUUGUCCUUGUUGGGACUGUUAUGCGUUUCGGCUCCACUCGGUUUGUGAAUUCGGUCUUGACAAAAUCGAGCCCUGGAUGUACGAAGUCCAAUGGAAGUCCGAGAUAGUAGACAAUCGCAUGGCGGAUUAG